AUGUCUCUACAAUCAGAUCAAGAUAACAAUCGCUCGAAACUUAAGAAAGACUGGUCUAGCGUUCGUGAUAUUUGUGAAAAUACACCGACCUUUGGAACUCGAACCCUAGAAAAUAAGGAACAUGUUUGGAAUCAUAAUGCCUGGGACAACGUAGAAUGGGAUGAGGAACAGGAAAGAUAUGCGCGAGAAAAAGUUCUUAAACAAUCAAGUAAACUCAUGUCUCUUGAAGAACAGCAAAAAUAUCAUCAAGAUGCAUCGAAAUAUUGGAACACAUUUUAUCUUCAUAACGAAAACAAAUUUUUUAAAGAUCGUCAGUGGUUAAAAAUAGAAUUCCCUGAACUUCACAAUGCUACGAAGUCAAAUGUUGGUCCAAAAAAAAUAUUUGAAAUAGGAUGUGGAGCCGGAAAUACAAUGUUUCCAUUAUUAUCUGUAAAUCAAAAUCCUGAAUUAUUUAUUUAUGCCUGUGAUUUUGCUAUCAAUGCUGUUGAAGUUGUGAAGAUACCAGAAAACAUUGAACCUGGUUCACUUGAUAUUGUAGUAUUAAUAUUUGUUAUGUCAGCUAUACAUCCGCAGUGUUGGAGUCAGGCUGUAGAAAAUGUUUAUAAGAUGCUUAAACCCGGUGGAUUGGUUCUUUUUAGAGCCGUAGCACCUAACAUAUUAAUGUGGGCUUAUAUAGAUUAUGGUAGGUAUGAUAUGGUGCAGCUAAGAUUUAAAGAAGGUCGUAUGCUAUCCGAUAACUUUUAUGUCCGAGGUGACGGCACACGUGUAUAUUUCUUUACUCCAGAUGAAAUACAAACAAUAUGGGGCACAAAAUUUACAAUUGAACAGAAUGCUGUAGAUCGUAGAUUAAUUGUCAAUAGACAUCGUAGACUUCAAAUGUAUCGAAUUUGGUUACAAGGUAAGUUUAGAAAAAUUGAAGGUCCGAACCCUUUAUAA
Molecule: messenger RNA, 936 nt
Organism: Racocetra persica
Lineage: Eukaryota; Fungi; Glomeromycota; Glomeromycetes; Diversisporales; Gigasporaceae
Source: the annotation of a GenBank genome assembly